Molecule: messenger RNA, 837 nt
Organism: Sabethes cyaneus
Lineage: Eukaryota; Metazoa; Arthropoda; Insecta; Diptera; Culicidae
Product: trypsin-1-like
Exons: 1
Coding region: 1-837 (278 amino acids)
Biological process (GO): proteolysis
Molecular function (GO): serine-type endopeptidase activity
Source: RefSeq, a predicted model, not a curated record
AUGGAAGCUGCUUACUCGAUUCUGUUGCUAUUUGCUGUUGUAUUUCUUGUAGGUGAAACUAUUCAACAACAGCUUCGGCGCGAUAAACGAAAUCUAAUCAUUGGCGGUAAACAAAUUUCAAUAUCGGAAGCACCCUACCAGGCAGCGUUACUCGUAAACGGAGGAUUCUUUUGUGGCGGUUCAAUCAUCGGUUCAAAGUGGAUACUGACUGCCGGACACUGUAUUUCUGAUAAAGUGGAUGAAACCCUAUCGGUUCGCGUGGGUUCUAACCUAAGGUAUGCUGGUGGGGUGGAAGUGAAAGUUUUGCAGGCCAUCAGACAUCCUAGCUAUCGUAAAGACACAUCGUCGAUAGUAUACUCCGACAUUGGCCUACUUUUGUUGGAAGAACCUUUGCAGUUCGACGGGAGCCGUGUAUCGUGUGUUUCGCUUCCCGCACAAGGCGAAAAACUACAAGCGGGUGCUACAGGCAAAGUGGCCGGUUGGGGUAAAACGCGCAAAUUCCGCGAUUCACCAGCGAGUCUAUCGGUUGAUACAUUGCUAGCAGUUGAUACGACUGUUCUACCAUUUGAAGAAUGUCAACGAGCUUAUGCUGAUUAUUAUAUGCAUGAAGAAACACAGUAUUGCAUGGGAGACCUUAAAGAUGAUAAAGGGGCAUGUAAAGGUGAUUCCGGUGGCCCAUUCAUAGUUGGAAAAACGGUCUAUGGUGUUGUAUCUUGGAGUAAACAAUGUACCGAAGUCGGCUCUCCAGCCAUUUUUACGAACGUUGGGGCCUACGUACAGUGGAUUCAAUACACCGUGGCUUCCGUUUCAUCACCAGAAGACCUAGUUUGUAAUUGA